GAACUACUCAGCUCUUUCUUCGAUGCACUCACAGUAAGGUGUUUUUUUUUUUUUUUAUAUGAAUAAACGAAAACACAACCGGCACUUUUCAGCCCGCCCGCUCCGUGUCUUCAAUGCCGUCGACUCGAUAAGAUACGAGUUUCUUUUGUUUAUCUGCGACAAGCCGAAAUACCCAUCGACGGAGGGUCAUUGUCCACCCAGCCAGCCAUUCACGGCUCAUUUUCCGACUCUAUGGACCCGUCAUUAGACUCGACAGUUCCCAGCUCGGAUGAGAGCAUAACGCCAUCAUCACUACCGCCAUCGACCUCGAUACCGAGCAAUAUCAGACGGCCCCGGGGCCGUGUGGCUAAUGUCUACGAUGCCGUCGCGGGGCGUGUCACACUGAAUGGGGCUCUCAGCGACUCGGAGACCGCCGUGAACAGAAGCAAGCGUCGCCUGAGCGUGACCUCUGGCCGCUACUCGUCGCGCAAUCCGAAACUGGCCCCUGAGGAGGCCCUGUUUAGGCGUAAGAACGCGCCGGUCCGGUACGCCGAGCAGGACAUAUACUGGGCCAACGAGGACCUCCCUAAUAAUGGCCAUCGUCUCCCCGACACCAACCUGCUACGGUCUGUACACGGUUAUGCUAGUAGAUUCUACGACGCAGCAGCCGGCCGUCUUGGCCCUCGCUGUGUCGUCGGGGCCAGGGCCAUUGACGAGAGGAGCAUGGACGAGACUGCACUAUUGGCGGUGGGCAUCUUGCUAGAGGAGGCCAGCCGGGAGAGCCUAGGCAAGAGGGGGGAUGUCGUUUUUACCGAAGCCUCGACGGAGCCCAAGCUAAUGGCUAAGACCAUGCCGGUUACCAAGUUGCCUCGGCCGAGAUCUGCGGGUUCUCAAAGUGCCGAUGAAGCCCCUACUACUCAGAGCUCUCGAAAGGCAAAGCGGAGAAAGGUGGAGGAGGGAGACACCGUCGUGAACGAAGUAUCAUGACCAGAUCCAGUUAUCAUGACCGGAUCCAGUCUCAUUCUCGAUAAAAAGCAAAUCGCACGCAUCGGGAGCUGGGAGGCCCGGGGCGUCGGCCGCGUCGCAUUGGAUGAAGCAUCGAUUCCUGUUCGAGAAACGUGUUGGACGCACUCUUGGGGAGUUCGCCACCAGAAAAAGCCCUAAGAAACGGGCAGAAAGAAGGAAGA
Molecule: messenger RNA, 1166 nt
Organism: Chaetomium fimeti
Lineage: Eukaryota; Fungi; Ascomycota; Sordariomycetes; Sordariales; Chaetomiaceae
Exons: 2
Coding region: 232-966 (244 amino acids)
Biological process (GO): nucleolar large rRNA transcription by RNA polymerase I
Cellular component (GO): RNA polymerase I upstream activating factor complex
Molecular function (GO): RNA polymerase I cis-regulatory region sequence-specific DNA binding
Source: RefSeq, a predicted model, not a curated record